UAUUUAGUUUAGCCGUGAGUGUUGGAGAUGUCAGGAAUAGACACGGUUGGUGCAUAAAGCCUGUGCCUUCCCUCGUGACACUCCUGAGAAGCAGAGAGCGAAGGAAGAGCACCAUUCUUUCUCCUCCCCUCAUAUCUAGGACACCGGCCUCCUUUAGACAUGUCCAAGGAUCUCCAUCCGACCAUGGACCCCACGAAAAUGGGCCUCGGCCGGUCCAUCGCCGUGCUGACAUCAGGAGGAGACGCUCAAGGUAUGAACGCCGCUGUGAGGGCUACRGUCAGAGUUGGUCUCUACACCGGAGCCAAAGUCUACUUUGUUCACGAGGGCUACCAGGGCCUGGUGGAUGGAGGGGACAACAUACGUCCCGCCACCUGGGAGAGUGUGUCAAUGAUGCUGCAGCUGGGYGGCACUGUCAUUGGCAGCGCUCGCUGCAAAGACUUCAGGAGUAGGGAGGGUCGUACGAAAGCAGCCUGUAACCUGGUGAAGCUYGGGAUCACCAACCUGUGUGUGAUUGGAGGUGACGGCAGUCUGACCGGAGCCAACGAGUUUAGGACCGAGUGGAGCGGCCUGUUGGUUGACCUGGUUCGAACGGGUAAGAUCACACAAGAAGAAGCCAAGAAAUCAUCCCAUCUGAACAUUGUUGGCAUGGUCGGCUCCAUCGACAACGAUUUCUGUGGCACCGACAUGACCAUAGGCACAGACUCYGCCCUGCACCGCAUCAUUGAGGUGCUGGACGCCAUAACUACAACUGCACAGAGCCACCAGAGGACUUUCAUACUGGAGGUGAUGGGCCGGCACUGUGGGUACCUGGCCCUGGUGACAGCCCUGGCCUGUGGUGCUGACUGGGUUUUCAUUCCCGAGAUGCCCCCAGAUGAAGGCUGGGAAGAUCACUUGUGCAGGAGGCUGACAGAUCAAAGAGCCAGAGGUUGUCGCCUGAAUGUUCUUAUCGUAGCCGAGGGCGCAAUCACCAGCGAUGGCAAACCCAUCACAUCCGAUCAGAUCAAAAAGCUCGUGACUGACAGGCUCGGCUUCGACACCCGCACCACUGUUCUUGGACACGUGCAGCGAGGAGGAACGCCCUCUGCCUUYGACAGAAUCUUGGGCAGCAGGAUGGGCGUGGAGGCGGUGAUGGCGCUGCUGGAGGCCACUCCAGAAACUCCUGCCUGUGUGGUCAGCCUGUCGGGGAACCAGGCUGUUCGGCUGCCCCUCAUGGAGUGUGUGCAAGUGACCAAAGAUGUGACUGCRGCCAUGGCUCAGGGUAAAUUUGAAGAAGCCAUCAAACUCAGAGGAAGGAGCUUUGAGAAUACCUGGAACACGUACAAGCUGCUGGCUCACAUAAAUCCCCCUGAUGUUAAGAGCAACAUCAACAUGGCUGUUAUGAACGUGGGAGCUCCCUGCGCCGGUAUGAACGCUGCAGUUCGUGCAACAGUCAGGAUGGGGAUCAUCCAGGGUCACACCAUGUUUGCCAUUCAUGAUGGCUUCGACGGUCUGGCUCACGGACAGACUCUUCCAGGAAAAAUGUUGGAGGAAGUCAGCCAGAACUUGGCCAAGUUCAACAUCCAUGCGUUGGUGAUCAUUGGUGGAUUUGAGGCCUACGUUGGAGGUCUGGAGCUGGUUCAGGCCAGAGAGAAGUACGAGGAGAUGUGCAUUCCCAUGGUGGUCAUCCCCGCCACCGUCUCCAACAACGUUCCCGGCUCCGACUUCAGCAUCGGCACUGACACCGCUCUCAACACCAUUACCUCCACCUGCGACAGAAUCAAGCAGUCUGCAGCUGGGACGAAGCGCCGCGUCUUUAUUGUCGAGACGAUGGGAGGAUACUGCGGCUACUUGGCCACCAUGGCAGGUCUGGCUGCUGGCGCCGAUGCUGCCUACAUCUUUGAGGAGAAGUUCACCAUCAGAGAUCUGGAGGUGAACGUUCAGCAUCUCCUGGAAAAGAUGAAGACRACGGUGAAGAGGGGUUUGGUUCUCAGGAAUGAAAACUGCAGCGCUAACUACAGCACUGACUUCAUCUUCAACCUGUACUCUGAGGAAGGCAGAGGAGUCUUCGACUGCCGCAAGAAUGUCCUCGGACACAUGCAGCAAGGUGGCACUCCGACACCCUUUGACAGAAACUUUGGCACAAAGAUGGGCACCAAGUCUAUCCUGUGGCUGACUGAGAAGCUCAAGCAAUGUUACAGGCACGGUCGUAUCUUUGCAAACACGCCGGACUCUGCCUGCGUUCUGGGCCUGAAGACGAGGUCGCUCACCUUCCUGCCUCUGGUUGACUUGAAGGCAGACACAGACUUUGAGCACCGGAUCCCAAAGACACAGUGGUGGCUGAAAAUCAGGCCCAUCAUGAAGAUUCUGGCCAAGUACGACAUCAAACUGGACACGUCCGAACGCACCGACAUGGAGCAUGUCGUCAACAAGAGGGUACCUGUCAGGAUGUAGGCUCAGCUGGAGCGAACAAAGGAGGUGCCUUCUUCUGUUUCCUGUCCAGUGUCCAAGUGCCUUUUAAUAAAAAAAGUUGCUGACUCUUUCCUGUCAGUGAACGUGACCUUUGUCAAAAAAAAAAAUUUCCCCAUCUGUAUUGGAUCUGUGUUUUUAAAAAGUUGAAAUUAAACUAAAGAUGUUUGCAAAAAUGCUGAAUUGUAGCUGGUUAUGAAGCAGAMUGUGACUCAUAUUUUUUGGAAAAUUAAAAAAGCUGAAAUAAAGUGUUUCUGAUUUGAGAGUUACAUUAUGCUCAUGAAUAUACGUCUGAUAAAUAAAGGACUAUAAAUGUG
This is a messenger RNA of Austrofundulus limnaeus, 2762 nucleotides long. Its product is annotated as ATP-dependent 6-phosphofructokinase, muscle type. Lineage: Eukaryota; Metazoa; Chordata; Actinopteri; Cyprinodontiformes; Rivulidae. Gene Ontology annotation, molecular function: AMP binding; identical protein binding; fructose-6-phosphate binding. Gene Ontology annotation, biological process: fructose 6-phosphate metabolic process; canonical glycolysis; fructose 1,6-bisphosphate metabolic process. Gene Ontology annotation, cellular component: cytoplasm; 6-phosphofructokinase complex; membrane. The record is from RefSeq and is a predicted model, not a curated record.